Messenger RNA from Plasmodium fragile, 1995 nucleotides. RefSeq lists its product as uncharacterized. The record is from RefSeq and is a predicted model, not a curated record. The transcript has 3 exons. Bases 1 to 1995 code for a protein of 664 amino acids. Lineage: Eukaryota; Apicomplexa; Aconoidasida; Haemosporida; Plasmodiidae.
AUGAUGGGAAAUAAAAUUUCAGAAAAUAAACAAAGACAAAUUAUUAUGUACAAAAAUAUAAAAAAUAAAAUUAAAAAAAAACACAACCUUGAUGUUGGAAGGAAUAUUUACAUUUCUCUACUCAAAGAAAAAGAACUUAGCAAUGUCAACUCUGAAAUUUUUGAAGCCUACAAGGCAGAAGAAGAAAGUGAUUGUGGUGGGGUGAGUGAAAAUGGAGGCAUUGCGGAGAAGAGCAACCAGGGGGGAGAUGGCACGUACGUUAAAAUAAAUUUCAGAAAACGGGAAACGCACACACAUGGGGGAGGAACACACGUGAGUAGAAAAUGUACGGACGCAGGAAGACACGAAGAGGGGAAACCCACAACGUUAAAAAAAAAGCAGCACCAUGGGUAUGGUGAUCAUGGGGAUAGCAAUGGGGAGAGUGCUACUGAACAACGAAGCGAUCACCAGAGUGAUGGACGAAGUGAUUCCCCAAAUGAGAAGAGACACUUUGAGCUGGACUACGGCGUCUUCUUCACCGUGGACGAAAGAUCCAGCAUGUAUUCGCAGGUGAGGAGUAGCACCCACGUGAAAAAAAAAAAUAAAAUAAAGGAACGAGGCAACAUUUCUGAAGAACGAAAUGACGGGGAGGAUUCGAAGUUGAAACGGGGUAACCGAAGAAAGGGAGCCACGUUACGAAGAAAAGAAAGUAGUUUAGAAAGAAACAGCACAGUUGCUACACGAAAGGGUGAAAGUGUACACAUGGUUGACGACACAAAGGACAGCACGGUUGGGGAUAUCUCCGUCGGGCACACCUUCGAAUCGUACAGUGGGAUGAGGAGCGCUGCGCACAGCGUGUCGGAGAGUGCCCCAACGGGUUGCAGUGAGAACCGCGAUGAGUCCUCCUUCAAUUCGCUUUCUCUGCAUCUACUCACGGAUGUGCCCCACACCCAGGGGAAAAAGCCAGUCAAGUCAAGGGGAAUGAAUAUUCAUAUGUGCAAACAGGGAGACACGCAGAGAUGUCUUAACUACUCGAAGAAGCCAAGUCAUACGGCGGGCAAUAGCACCAGGUUCCUAAAUUUACUCAAAGGGAAAAACAUCUUGCGGAACAUUUUAUCAUUCAUGAACUGCAGGGAUUUGUUGGAGUUGCAAAAAACGUGCUCCAUGAUCUACGUCCUCGUGAGCGACUUCUUAGAUUAUAUAUGCCUGCACAUAUUUUUAAAAUUUAAGAGAGCCUACGAGGGGUACUUCACUCCCUUCGAUUGCUUCUACAAAUACGAGGUGCUGUACACGGAGAAUCCGUCUUUCCGUCUGGACUGCAUCCUACUCGCGAAGAUUGAAAAGCGCGCUGUCGGGUACAACAACCGAUUCGGUUACAAGUACAAGUACCAGUUCGACGCCAAAAAGCAAAGCAGCUAUCACGUGUACUACAAUUUCAACGUACUUAAAAAAAACAUACCGAGAAAAAUUGAAAUACACAAAGACAUUUCGUAUAACAAUGGAGAUGACAUUAACGUCUCGCACAUCAUAAGUAAUGACGUCUGUGCCAAUGACUACAUAUGUAUACCAAUAAAUUUAUUUAACAUAAUCGGCACUGUUAAUUUGCAUUCAAUUAUUUUUAUGGAGAAUAAAUUGAGCAGACACGUCACGUACACUAACGGCUUGGAUGACCAGCUAUGGUACGACAGAGAGGAAUACAAAACGCUGAUCAAGGAGGAUAACUUGGUUUCGUCUGAAUGUUUUCUUCCAUAUUUGAAGCACGUGAAGACUAUUUACUCCGGGAUCGACGUGACCGUUAUGAAGUCGACCUAUAGGGCGGUCCAGCCUGGAAAACUCGGCCGCCGGAGCUACGCCCUCUGGGGAAACCACUUCAUAAUUAAAAGCAAGCCAGACCCCGUGUUUACAUUUCUGAAGCGAGAGGGGUUGCAGCAUGACUACAUUUAUCAUAAUUUUUAUCUGCGUGUGGGGGACUCUAUCGUUUUUUACUUGAUUCGUGGUGGCAAUCACGACGUUUGA